UCCACUGGAGCUCCCAGCUGGGUCUCAUCCCUUGCUCUUUGUGCUGCACGCUGUAUCUGUGACGUUCCAGAAAUGCUUGUCUCCUGCUGUUGAUGAAGACCUUGGAAGUACUAUGGAUCAUGCUGAGGAAAAUGAAAUCCCUGCGGCAGCCCAGACAUACUGCGUGGAAAGGCCCAUCUUUAGUCACCCAGUCCUUCAGGAAAGACUGCACCCAAAGGACAAGGUCUCUGAUUCCAUCGGGGACAAGCUGAAACAGGCAUUCACAUGUACACCUAAAAAAAUAAGAAAUAUCAUUUACAUGUUUCUGCCCAUAACGAAGUGGUUGCCGGCAUACAAGUUCAAGGAGUAUGUGUUGGGCGACUUGGUCUCAGGCAUAAGUACUGGAGUUCUUCAGCUUCCUCAAGGCUUAGCCUUCGCCAUGCUGGCCGCCGUGCCUCCCGUGUUCGGCCUGUACUCUUCGUUCUACCCGGUCAUCAUGUAUUGCUUUCUUGGAACCUCCAGACACAUAUCUAUUGGUCCUUUUGCUGUUAUUAGCUUGAUGAUCGGCGGCGUAGCUGUCCGGUUAGUUCCAGAUGAUAUCGUCAUUCCAGGAGGAGUAAAUGCAACCAAUGGCACGGAAGCCAGAGAUGCCCUGAGAGUGAAGGUCGCCAUGUCUGUGACCUUGCUUUCAGGAAUCAUUCAGUUUUGCCUAGGUGUCUGCAGAUUUGGAUUUGUGGCCAUAUAUCUCACAGAGCCUCUGGUCCGAGGGUUCACCACCGCAGCUGCUGUUCACGUCUUCACCUCCAUGUUAAAAUACCUGUUCGGGGUUAAAACAAAGCGGUACAGUGGGAUCUUUUCAGUGGUGUAUAGUACAGUUGCUGUGUUGCAGAAUGUUAAAAACCUCAACGUGUGUUCCCUAGGCGUCGGGCUGAUGGUUUUUGGUUUGCUGUUGGGUGGAAAGGAGUUUAAUGAGAGAUUUAAAGAGAAACUGCCAGCACCCAUUCCUCUAGAGUUCUUUGCGGUGGUAAUGGGAACUGGCAUUUCAGCUGGAUUUAACUUGCAAGAAUCAUACAAUGUGGAUGUCGUUGGAACACUUCCUCUGGGGCUGCUCCCUCCGGCCAACCCGGACACCAGUCUCUUCCACCUCGUGUAUGUGGACGCCAUUGCCAUCGCCAUCGUGGGAUUCUCAGUGACCAUCUCCAUGGCCAAGACCUUGGCAAAUAAGCAUGGCUACCAGGUUGAUGGCAAUCAGGAGCUCAUUGCCUUGGGACUGUGCAAUUCCAUUGGAUCUCUCUUCCAGACCUUUUCGAUUUCUUGUUCCUUGUCCCGAAGCCUUGUUCAGGAAGGAACCGGAGGGAAGACACAGCUUGCAGGGUGCUUGGCCUCGUUGAUGAUUCUGCUAGUCAUAUUAGCCACUGGCUUUCUCUUUGAAUCAUUACCCCAGGCGGUGCUGUCGGCCAUUGUGAUUGUCAACCUGAAGGGAAUGUUUAUGCAGUUCUCAGACCUGCCCUUCUUCUGGAGGACCAGCAAGAUCGAGCUGACUAUCUGGCUUACCACUUUCGUGUCAUCCUUGUUCCUGGGACUGGACUACGGUUUGAUUACCGCGGUGAUCAUUGCCCUGCUGACCGUCAUUUACAGAACCCAGAGUCCAAGCUACAAAGUCCUGGGACAGCUUCCCGACACCGAUGUAUACAUUGAUAUAGACGCAUAUGAGGAGGUGAAAGAAAUUCCUGGAAUAAAAAUAUUCCAGAUAAAUGCUCCAAUUUACUAUGCAAAUAGUGACUUGUAUAGCAACGCAUUAAAAAGAAAGACUGGCGUGAACCCAGCACUCAUAAUGGGAGCAAGAAGAAAGGCCAUGAGGAAAUAUGCUAAGGAAGUUGGAAAUGCAAAUAUGGCCAAUGCAACUGUGGUCAAAGUGGAUGCGCAAGUAGACGGAGAAGACGGUACCAAGCCUGAAGAGGAGGAGGAUAACGUCAAAUAUCCUCCCAUAGUCAUUAAGAGCACGUUUCCUGAAGAAAUUCAAAGAUUUAUGCCCCCGGAAACUGUCCACACUGUCAUUCUAGAUUUCACUCAAGUCAAUUUCAUCGAUUCUGUUGGAGUGAAAACUGUAGCCGGGAUUGUAAAAGAAUAUGGCGAUGUCGGCAUUUACGCAUAUUUAGCAGGAUGCAGUCCACAAGUUGUGAAUGACCUCACUCGCAAUAGAUUUUUUGAAAAUCCUGCCUUAAAGGAAUUACUGUUCCAUAGCAUCCAUGAUGCGGUUUUAGGCAGCCAAGUUCGAGAGGCCCUGGCUAAGCAAGAAACCUCUGCCCCACCUUCCCAAGAGGAUUUGGAGCCGAAUGCUACUCCUUCCACACCUGAGGCAUAG
Messenger RNA from Jaculus jaculus (lesser Egyptian jerboa), 2344 nucleotides. RefSeq names its product solute carrier family 26 member 5 (gene Slc26a5). Gene Ontology annotation, cellular component: membrane. Gene Ontology annotation, molecular function: secondary active sulfate transmembrane transporter activity; bicarbonate transmembrane transporter activity; chloride transmembrane transporter activity. NCBI's taxonomy places the organism in Eukaryota, Metazoa, Chordata, Mammalia, Rodentia, Dipodidae. Bases 113 to 2344 code for a protein of 743 amino acids. Gene Ontology annotation, biological process: transmembrane transport. The record is from RefSeq and is a predicted model, not a curated record. The transcript has 19 exons.